This is a messenger RNA of Calliphora vicina (urban bluebottle blowfly), 3224 nucleotides long. It is a transcript of the gene qkr58E-2, whose product is annotated as quaking related 58E-2. The transcript has 5 exons. Gene Ontology annotation, cellular component: nucleus. Gene Ontology annotation, molecular function: mRNA binding. The coding region runs from base 331 to 1515 and encodes 394 amino acids. NCBI's taxonomy places the organism in Eukaryota, Metazoa, Arthropoda, Insecta, Diptera, Calliphoridae. Gene Ontology annotation, biological process: regulation of alternative mRNA splicing, via spliceosome. The record is from RefSeq and is a predicted model, not a curated record.
UUGUUCGCCGUUUUUUGCUGUUGAGAAAUGACAUCGCUAAUAUAAUUGAUUUAAAGUGAAUAACACAUUUAAAAUAGAAGAAGCAUUAUCCUUGGUGAAUUUUAUGUAUUUUUUCUUCCUAUUAAUUAUUGACAUUACACAAGCAGAAUAUUGUUAAUUUCAUUUAAAGUUGUUGGAAAAAUAUACAUAUUAUAUACAUUUUUGCACCGAUAUUGAGAAUAAGAAAAGAGUUAACGAUUUUGAGCGAUUUUAGUAGCAUUCAGCACUUUAAAUUAAUUGUAUUUAAUAGAGCUUUUCCGGGGUUUGAUUUUGUCUCACAUAUUCUCUCUUAUGGCGGAAAACGGAAUGCGUGUGGGAAUGGACCAGUCGAAUGAUGGUGGCGGUGGUAGUGGUGGUGGGGGAGGAGCAAACGUAAGUAAUGGUCACCAUCAUGAUCUUGAACAUGUCACUGAGAAAUCUUCAACCACACGUCUAAGUGAGGCGUCCCAGAAGUAUAUGCAAGAGCUGUUAGUUGAACGGGCAAAGUUGGAAAAUAAUUUCCCUUUAGCAGUGAAGCUAAUUGAUGAAGCAUUAGAACGUGUCCAAUUGAAUGGUCGUAUACCUGCCAGAGAGCAGUACGCUGACGUUUAUCAGCAAAGGACUAUAAAACUAUCCCAAAAAGUUCAUGUGCCUAUAAAGGAUAAAAAGUUUAACUAUGUAGGCAAACUAUUAGGUCCGAAAGGUAACUCUUUGCGUCGCCUACAGGAAGAGACGCAAUGUAAAAUUGUUAUAUUGGGCCGCUUUUCAAUGAAGGAUCGUGCCCGCGAGGAAGAAUUGCGUAAUUCGGCUGAUAUAAAAUAUGCCCACCUAAAUCUGCCACUACAUGUCGAAGUUUCUACCAUAGCUCCGCCGGCAGAGGCUUAUGCCCGCAUAGCGUAUGCUCUGGCUGAAUUAAGACGUUACUUGAUACCAGACAAACAUGAUGAUAUACGACAGGAACAAUUUAGAGAAUUAAUGGAGGAUCCGGAAGCAGCCAAAAAGAUAACAAUGCGUCAACAACAACAGCAGCAGCACCAACAUCAACAAACUGGUGUUGGUCAAGGUGCCGGAAGUGUUGGCGUUGGUAACAACAACAUCAAUAAUGCUACUACUGGUGGUGGCAGCAAUAAUAACAAUAAUCAUCGUUCCAAUAGUUCAUCGAAUUAUAGAAAUAAAUACCAACCACAAUCUCAACACUAUCAUCAUAAUGAUGAGACUGUAUACUAUCGAUCCCAUAACAAUUCGUACCACCAACCAAAACCUUACGUGCCAGGUAAUCAACGUGCAAAUCCCAUGCACUCAGCUAUACCACCACAAGCUACUAUUGUAGGAGCUUCACCGACAGGAAUGCCAGUUGUUAGUGCAGCCAAUUACAGUGGGCGUGGUCCAGGUAUAAUACCGAACAGUCCUGCUGCCGCUGCUGUAGUUGGGGGUAUAAAUCCAAAUAUACGAUAUCGACCAUCCCAACUGCCGCCAUAUCAAUUCGCUAAGAAAUAAUUAUUGAAUUGCUGUAGAACAGCUCAAGAUUGUGUUUAUUCAGUUCUAUGUUGAUGUUUAAUUUUAUUUUAUUUAGUUUAUUUCAUUAUUUUUUUAUGUUUAUAUUUCAUAUUUUACAUUUUUUUUAAAACUAAAAAGUGUGUUUUAUAUAUUUUUAAAUAUAUCUAUCAAAACACACUUAAAUACGAUGUCAUAAAAAUAAUACACUUACUAUAUACAUAAGAGUGGUCUAAAAAUAAAUACUUUUGAUGUUCUACAUGCAUGUCAACGUAUAUACAAUUUUGGAAGGAACCUACGAUUAUUGCAACACGGCGCUGCACUUAUAACUGUAUUAUUGUACAUAAUAAGUAUAAAAGCAAUUAGGCCUCAUCUCUACUUUUUAGCCAAGUUUUAGUAAUUUUUAAAACAAAAAACCUAUGUAAAUGGCAUUCUGACACGGUCUAAAAGUUAAUAUUUUUGAAAACCUUAAUUUUGUACGGAUUUUCAUAUUUUUGUAACAUUUUAUUUAAAAGUACUGAAAACUUUUAAGAGAUAAAUCAUAAAUUUUCCAUACAAAAAAAAUUUUCCAUACAAAAAGUCCAUAAAAAGUAUUCCAUUUAAGUCUGUUCAAGAUGAAGAAACAAGAUAGAAUUAGGAUAAUGUUGGUGAUUUAGGACAAUGUGUUAGUUUCGGUCAGACUCUAAAACUAUUAUAUCCGUAGGGCCUUAUUCUUAAGCAAUUUUCAAAUACAUAUAUCAAAGGUUUAUAAAACAAAUGUUAUAUUAUAAAUGGUUUCGAAUAUUUUGCCAAUCAAUGUCGAUAAUAUUAUCCUAUAAAUUUCGAUUAAAUUGAUUUUUCAAAGCGUUACGCCGAUUUAAUCAUUUAUGUAACUUUUUUUAAGAACAUGUUUUAACAUGUAUUUUUAUUUCAGUCAAGCUAUCAUCAUACGUAUAAAUACAAUCAAACUGCCUGUUUCACGAUGUCGAAAGUAAAAUGAAUCGAUAAAAUUUGUGUGAAAAUUUUUAUUUUUCUUUCUAAUUUUUAAAAUUCUUUCGAAUAGUUUUCAUACAAAUUUGUUCGAAUCAUUUUUCUUUCGACAUCGUGAAACAGGCCUAAAAUUUUAGAGUGAAUAUUUCAAUAUCUUUCUUUAAGAUCAUUAGCCAAAAUGCUAUGAAUAAGAUUCCUUUCCAUAAUAUUAGCUACAUUGACUUGUACAAUGAAUUUAUUUUGUUUUUUUUAUACUUUAAUGGGCCACUUUAAAAUAUAUUUAUAUAACUAUACAUAUAAAUUCUUACACACUAUCAAAGAUGCAUACAUAAACACAUAGUGUACAUAUGUAUACAUACUAUGUAUAUAUGCAUACACAUACAUAUACAUAAAUACAUCCAUACAUACAUACAUAAAUAUAUAUAUUUUUUUUAAAAACAACAUUUAAUGUAGUUUUUUUAUUAUACAUUUUUAUUUCAUUAAUUAAUUGAUCGAUUAAUGAUUAAACCAUUAUAUGUAAUACAUAAUACAUAUAUACAUGCAUAAAUAUGAUUAUGAUUAUUAUUAUUAUUACCUACAUAUUUUUUUUUUUUUUUUAUUUUAUGGUUUGUUAUUUAAGUGUUUUCCCAUUUCUUUAAUUAUUUUACAAAACCAAGAAAAAUAUAAAUAAUUUUAAUAAUUUAAAAGUUAAUGGUUAAAAACAAAAAACAAAAAAACAAAAAAAUAGUUAUGAAUCAACAAUA